CUUGUCCUUGGCAGCGUUCGCAGACACUAUCAAUCGAGCGCCGUUUUGUUCAUUUAGGAGACCAUCUCUGUAAUCUCCCCGGAUAGCGAGAUAAUGAAACCGAAGGAUUUCGUUUUAUGGAAUAAACGCCUAGCCGCGGUGUACGCUUUCGGGGUGUGGACUAUGGUUGGCAGUUACGGAUUUUAUUAUUACACUACGAAGAGAAACGAAGAUGUCAAGAUGGUUGUGCCAGAAGCACAAAUGGACAAGGAGUUAAUAGAUUCUUCAUCAUUUGACGACAUGGGAGAAAAGAAGAAGAAAACUGGCUUUCAAGUUACCAACAGUGUUGAGUACAAGAAAGACUUUGUGCCGUAUUCAACAAGGGUUUACAAUUUUGUGACGGGAAUAUCUGGAACGACACCGGGCCCGAUAACAGAACAGAGUCGUGUCGAAAAAUAAAUAUGUUCAAGGGGACGUAUAUGGAAAUAUUUGGUAAUUCACUAUUCAGUGCUUCAUUGGCUGUGAUGUCCUCCCAACUCGGCAGCUAGAGGACACGUCAUUGUUUAUUUUGGGUCCUAAAUAAAAUAUAUGUAUAUAUCUUAAAGGGUGCGCUAACAUUGCUUAAUAAAGCAUGUGACAUGUAAAUUAGACGUGUUUAUAAUAAAAAAGGGUUUGAUUGCA
Spea bombifrons (plains spadefoot toad) is the source of this 660-nucleotide messenger RNA. It is a transcript of the gene SMIM26, whose product is annotated as small integral membrane protein 26. NCBI's taxonomy places the organism in Eukaryota, Metazoa, Chordata, Amphibia, Anura, Pelobatidae. Bases 94 to 438 code for a protein of 114 amino acids. The transcript is spliced from 2 exons. The record is from RefSeq and is a predicted model, not a curated record. Gene Ontology annotation, cellular component: mitochondrion.